This is a messenger RNA of Saprolegnia diclina VS20, 3418 nucleotides long. RefSeq lists its product as hypothetical. The record is from RefSeq and is a predicted model, not a curated record. Gene Ontology annotation, biological process: transmembrane transport. Gene Ontology annotation, cellular component: membrane. The transcript is spliced from 2 exons. Lineage: Eukaryota; Oomycota; Saprolegniomycetes; Saprolegniales; Saprolegniaceae. Gene Ontology annotation, molecular function: ABC-type transporter activity; ATP hydrolysis activity; ATP binding. The coding region runs from base 32 to 3370 and encodes 1112 amino acids.
GGCCACUUCGGUUGCCAGUUGCUUGCUGCCGAUGUACCGUACGUUCACGGCCGUGGCCGCCCACCCGACGGAGACCGCCGGUGCUGUCUCCCGCCUCGUCUUUGGCUGGGCCAAGCCGUUGCUGUUCGUCGGCAAUCAGCGCAAGCUGUCGCCCGACGACCUGUACCCACUGCCACUUGCGAGCCAAGUCGGUCCGCUCACUUUGCACUUUGCUGACGUGUACGAGCACAAGGACGGUGGUCUUCUCGCCACCUUCUUCUCCAUCUACUGGGGUCGCUUCCUUUGCAUUGGCCUCUUCCAGAGUCUCUCGGUCCUCGGCGACCUCUACGGCCCAGGCUACGUCCUCGGUGCGCUCCUCCGCGCCGUCGCCGCGCCGGUCAUUGAUUUGCAAGCGGUGCUCACGCUCAUUGGGUCGCUGUACCUCGUGCAACUUGUAAACGCCUUCCUCAAGGCGCACUUGGCGUACAUGAACGAGAACCUUGGGCUCCAGUUCUCGUCGUCGCUGCGCGCAAUGCUCUUUGAGAAGGUGCUCCGCCUCCGCGCCGUCGCAUCGUCGACGUCGGUCGCCAAAGAAAAGAUGGCUGCCGACAUUGCCAACCUGAUUUCUACGGAUACAAUCAACGUCAUGGGCUUUGCGAUGAGCAUGCACGCCAUGUGGAUCGUGCCGCUCCAGAUUGCCGCCGUGCUCUACCUCCUCUACUCGAACGUGGGCUGGGCCAUCUUUGUCGGGCUCGGCGUCGUCGCUAUCAUCUUGGUCAUCAACGCGAUCGCGGCCAUGCUCAUGGGCGCCGAGCAAGCGCGUUGCUUUGAGCUCAAGAACGACCGCAUGGCAGUGCUCCAGCAAGUGUUGGCCGCUAUCCAAACCAUCAAAAUGGACGCGCUCGAGGCGGAAUACGAAGCCAAAAUCAAGGCGCUGCGCGGCCUCGAGCUCGCGUCCAUUCACACGCUCAUGCGCAUCAUCCUCGUCCUUCUCUCGUUCAUGAACUGCACAUUGAUUCUCGUGACCUUGGCGGUUGUCGCGACGUUCACGCUCUGGAUGCAGCAAGCAUUGACCGUCACGAUCAUCUUUUCGACGCUCGCGCUCUUCAAGCCGCUCCAGGAUGCGCUUGUGAACCUCCCGAUUGCACUCAUGGCCAUGGUCCAGUCGCUCACGUCGGUCCAGCGCAUCAAUGACAUUCUGCUCCUCGAUGAAGUGAGCGCGGCUAGCGUCUGGGGGCCGUCGCACCCGCUGGCGGCCAUGUACGCCAACGAAGGCGUCGUCGUCGCGAUCGAGACGGGCUCAUUUGCGUGGCAUGCGACCUCGGGCCCGACCCUCCGCAACCUCCACCUCCGCCUUCGACGCGGCGAGCUCGUCGUGCUGCAUGGCGCAAUCGGCCAAGGCAAGUCGUCGCUUCUCGCGGCGCUCCUCGGGGAAAUGCAAAAGCUCGGCGGCUCGGUCUUUGUUGGCGGCAGCGUCGCGUACGUCGCCCAGCAGGCAUGGAUCCAAAACUCCACGAUCCGCGAAAACAUCCUCUUUGGCAAGCCGUACGACCGCGCGACAUACCAAAAGGUCCUCGACGCGUGUGCGCUGACAAAGGACGUCGCUACCCUCGGUGACAUGAACGAGAUGGGCCCCAAGGGCGUUAUCCUCACUGCUAGCCAAAAGGCUCGCAUCGCACUGGCGCGUGCGGUCUGCAGCGACGCCGACAUUUUUCUCUUGGACGCGCCCUUAGCGGCGCUCGACCCGAGCUUGGCCAGCGAGGUCUUUACCAAGUGCAUUCUCGGCCUCUUGGCCAAGAAGACGGUUCUGCUCGUGACACACAACAUGGAGAUCAUCCAGUCGCCCAGUGUGCGUCGCAGCCUCCUCCUGCAAGGCGGGCGGCUUCACGAGACGUCGCGAGACCCGCCCAAGAUGCUGCGCCGCGCCGUCUCGAGUGUCGUUGCGAGCAAGCCCCGCACGCUGCACCGGGCGACGUCGUCGGCCAUGGACGCCAAGCCCGAGAGUGUCCGACCGCUCCAGCGCAUGGCCUCGAGCGUGGCUGAGACCAAGCCGGCGCGCGCGCUCCACCGGGCUGUCUCGGCGGCCGUCGAAGCCAAGUCAGAUAUGCCCCAGCGUCGACUCCACGACCUCCUCGGCUCCCCGUCGCAGCAGUCGAUGCGCAGCCUUCAGUUGCCCGAGAUGCUCGAACCGUUGGCGGAGGAUGCACCAAGUGUCACCGAGUCGAGUCGGCUGCUUCUCGACGACGAGAACGACGACGACGACGGUGACGGACACGUGUCGACGGCCAUUGUUGGCGGCUACGUGCGUGCGAUGGGCGGGUGUGUUGCCGUGACCACGAUCGUCUUGCUGACAAUGAGCCUCCAGCUGCUCAAAAUCGGGGGCGACUUUUGGCUCACGCACUGGGCCAUGACGCCGGACGAGACCGCGACGUUUGGCUACGCGCCCAUGACGCUUUACGCGGCGCUCGCGCUCGGCAGCUGCGUCUUCGUCAUCCUCCAAACGUACGCGGUGAUUGCAUUUGGCUUGCGCGCGUCCCAGCACAUGUUUGGCGCGAUGCUCUCGGCGCUCUUGGCGGCGCCAAUGCGGUUCUUUGCGUCGACGUCGACCGACGCCGUGUGCAGCCGCUGCAGCGACGACGUGGUCGCGUGUGACUUCAGCAUCCCGUUCACGCUUGGCCCGAUCCUCUUUGAAGUCUCGUCGUUUCUGGCGACAUUAUUGACGACGCUGUUCAUGACGCGCUGGCCGGCGCUGCUCGUGCUGCCCCUUUUGUACCUCGACUACAAGCUCGGCGCGUUCUACCUCGAGCCGCUCCAUGAAGUGCACCGUCUCGAGAACGCAUCGCGCGCGCCGCUCUUGCAAGCGAUCGCCGAAGCCAUUGACGGCGCAACGACGCUCCGCGCGUUCAAAGAGACUGCCCGGGUCGAGGCGAGUGCGACGCUCAAGAUCGAGGCAUUUGGCCAAGCACGCGCCGUCGCCACCGCGCUCAACGCGUGGUUCGCUUUGCGCAUGUCGCUAGUCAGCAGCACGAUCGUCGCCGCCUUCCUUUGCGGACUGGUGGCGCUCCGGCAUCGCCACGAGCUCAGCUUUGGCCUCCUCGGGCUUUUGAUCACGUAUGUUCUCGCCAUGCCGGCCAAUCUGAGCUACCUCGCGACGGUGUGGUCGCAGCUCGAAGCUGCGAUGCGGUCGCCCGAGCGCCUCCAAGAGUAUAUGGCGAUCGAGUCUGAAGGCGACGCGACAACGACACUUGCCAACUGGCCCACGAAUGGUGCCAUCACGUUUGACGAUGGGGCUCUUGUGCACAGCGGGUCUCCGAAGGCGCUCUUCAAGCAGCGCCACGAGCUCUUCCUGGAGCUCCUUCGCGAGGGCGGCUACACUGGCAAGCUACCCUAACCUAACGUGCGACGGGACUUGAUAAUUUUCAAAAGCUUUCCAUGAGUC